GGAAGGUCGGGGAGCAGCUGGGUGGGUGUUGGCUGCCGCUGGCGGAGGAGCUGCGGCUGCGGUGCCCGCGGCUCGGGAGCGCCCCGCAGGCAUGGAGUUGGAGACGGCGCUGGAGGCCGUGAGGGGGCGCGGCGGGGCCGAGGGCCUCGAGCGGGUCCUGGGCCGGUACAACGAGAAGAAUAGGGCCACUUUCAAAUUUGAUCCUGCAGAUGAGGAGAAAAGAAAGAAACUGUGUGAAGGAAUCUUAAACAUCCUUGAAAAAGACAUAAAAACAUCAUAUCAAGUUGCCUGUCUCGAAGCCCUUCGGAUUCUCUCCAGAGAUAAGAAGGUUUUAGUGCCUGUGACAACAAAGGAAAACAUGCAGAUCCUGAUGAGGCUGGCAAAGCUAGACAUGACAGAAGAUUCUUUGGAGGAUGUGUCCAAUUUCCCUGUGAUAGUGGAAGCUUUAAAAUGCCUCUGUAACAUAGUUUUUAAUAGUGCCAUUGCACAAAAACUCAGUUUGGAACUGAACCUUGCAGCUAUGCUUUGCAAUCUACUGAAAAAAUGCAAGGACCAACAGUUUGUUGAUGACAUUAAAUGUUUUGAUUUGCGCCUUCUCUUCCUCCUGUCACUUCUGCACACAGAUAUUAGGUCACAGUUGCAUCAUGAGCUACAAGGGUUGCAGGUUUUGACUCAAGCCUUGGAAAGUUCAUUUAGCAUAAGAUGGACAGACAAGUACAAAGCUGCUGAAGAGCAUGAUGGAUCUCCUUUAUCGCUGCAAGAAACGGAUUGUGCCAUUGAGGCACUCAAAGCUCUCUUUAAUGUGACACUCGACAGUUGGAAUGUCCACAGUGAGAAUGAAUCUCAUCAGUUUCGUUAUAUGGCUGCCAUCCUUCGCCACUGCUUAUUAACCGUGGGCCCUACUGAAGACAAAACUGAAGAAUUGCACAGUAAUGCAAUCAACCUUUUAAGCAAUAUUCCAGUUUCUUGUUUGGAUGUUCUCAUUAGUCCAUCAACCCAAGAAGAAACAGUUUUGAAAUAUAAUGGUAUGAAUAUGGAUGCCAUUCAAGUGUUGCUGGAUUUCAUGGAGAAAAGAAUAGACAAGGGAAGCAGCUACAGAGAGGGUCUGACUCCAGUUCUCAGUUUGCUAACAGAAUGUUGCCGAGCUCAUCGGAACAUCAGGAAGUUUAUCAAAGCUCAGGUAUUGCCCCCAUUAAGAGAUGUAUCAAAUCGUCCUGAAGUUGGCACAACAGUGAGAAACAAACUUGUGCGCCUUAUGACACAUGUCGACCUUGGAGUAAAGCAAAUUGCAGCAGAAUUCCUUUUUGUCCUUUGUAAGGAGAGAGUUGACAACUUGUUGAAGUAUACAGGCUAUGGUAAUGCAGCAGGACUGCUGGCAGCAAGGGGCCUGUUAGCAGGAGGAAGGGGAGAUCAUUGGUACUCCGAUGAUGAAGAUACAGACACUGAAGAAUAUAAAUCGGCAAAGCCAAACAUUAAUCUUAUCACUGGUCAUGUAGAGGAGCCAAUGCCCAACCCUAUGGAUGAAAUGACAGAAGAACAAAAAGAAUAUGAAGCCAUGAAACUUGUCAACAUGUUUGAUAAACUUUCCAGGGAUGAGGUUAUAAAACCAAUGGGAGUUCGACCGGAUGGCACGAUGACUCCUUUGGAAGAGACAAUCUGCCAGUACCAAACCAAUGAGCAAGACAGUUCAGAUUCAGACUAAAGCAUCACCUGCUUCACUGUCAAUAUCUCCUUUAAUCAGCAUCUUCCUUCAGAGCCGCGACAUCUUUUAUCUACACAUUCUACCCCCUCAUUAGCCAGCAUCACUUUAAGUCUUAUUAUUGGGAUAUUUGAAUGAUGGAUCUUGUGGUGUAAUCUCUGCAUUUUUAUUAAUCCAUUUAUAUAGGAACAAAUGAUCAGUUUAUUAAUUGUAAAGCAAAUUGUAUUUCAGUGAGAUGAAAAUAAAAGAUUGCAAUGCAAAAAAAGUAAAUAUUAAAACUUGCUAGAUUCUUCUCUCCCAUUUCAACAGGUUUUUUCCCUUUUUUGCUUUUGUUUAUGGUGUCUUACCCCCAACCCCUUCCUAAAAUACAAUUUCAGCUAAAGAAGCAGAAUGACUUAAUUGCCCUGGGAAUAAAGGAUGUUCAAUGUGACAUGACUGACUUAGUCAAGCCAUAAGUUUGCUUACACAAUUGCUCAAUGAUUCUACCACUGCUUUAGAAAAAAAACAUGUUAACCAUCAAAUUUUAUCUCACCAUUCAUUACCAUGUUUAACCAGUCUGUUUCAAAAUUUAACCUCUGUGUCAGUCAGCUACUGAUUACUGCUAAAUCUAUUUUUAUUUUCUUUUUUUAAAUAAGCUGUAUUUGGUUGUUCACUGAAUCAGGGCCACAGAAGUAAACCCCAGCAAGCCUAUAUUGCUUAUGGCCUUGAUCAGGAGCAUCGAGUUGUAUGAGAGCACAGGAGCCUGGUUCCACCAAAGUUCGGGGCCGGGUCUCUCCCCUGGCCCCGACUGCUGCCCCCACGUUCCUCCCCCGGAUCGUCCCCUGCCUGCCGCCCCCGGGCAAUUUAAAAGGGCCCGGGGCCCCCGCCGCCACCACUGGCAGCGCAACAGGGCUAAGGUGCUUCCUGCCCGCCCGCUCUACUUCCGGAAGCAACAGGAAGCUGCUGACACGUCCUUGUGGCCCCUGUGGGGGAGGGGGUGGAGGAUGGGGUCUCUGCACACUGCCCCAGCCCCGAGUGCCAACUCUGCCAACUGCAGCCAAUGGGAGCUGCGGGGGCGGAGCCUGUGGGCAGCUGCGCAUGGAGACUGGUCUGGCCCCCAGCCUAGGAGCUGCUGCCAGAGGGGGGUGUGGAUCACUUUUGGGAGCCGCCUGAGGUAAGCGCUGCACCCCUCAUCCUCUCCUGCACCCCAACCCCCUGCACCCGCCCAGAGCCUGCACCCAAACACCCUCUGAGAGCCUGCCCCGUGCACCCCCUCCUGCAUCCCAACCCAGAGCCCACACCCAAAUGCCCUCUCAGAACCGGCCCCCUGCCCUAGCCUACUCCCCAACUCCCAGAGCCUGCACCCCCUCCCCCAACCCCCUGCCCCAGCUCAGAGCCUGCACCCUAACUCCCUCCCAGAGCCUCCUCCCGCACCUCUGCCCCAACCCAGAGCCCACAUCCAAACUCCCUCCCUCACCCAAACUCCCUCACAGAGCCUUAGGCGGGGGCGGGACUUCGGCCUGUUCUGGGCACCAUCAAAAAUUAUACAAAGCUGCUGCUCCUGGCCUUGAUUCGGGAAAAUAUCCCUGUUCAGAACAGUGCUUAAGCGUGUUCUGAGUUGUUGCCAGGGAUGGAUUUCAGUGCAUAUUUAAUCAGAUGCUACUUGUUGAAAAUUAACAGAUGUGUAAAUUGAGGGGAAGUCAAGUCAAGAAAGGAGAAGGGAUUUUUUUUUUUUUUUUGGCGGGGGAGGGUUUUUUAAUUGAAAUUGGUGGAGUUGUGGGAUAAGGCUUGUCAUACUUAACUAAUGCGUCUUUAAUCUUUAAAUUUUCAUUUUUUAAGGGUCCAGAAUUGUAAAGUUUUAGGAGAGCUGCAUUACGGCUGCUGCCUUUUUGCCUACCUGGUCUUUCUACCUGUGUCUUUUGGUGUCAAUAUGUGAAUUACAAUCCCUACUACCUGUCCUA
Molecule: messenger RNA, 3639 nt
Organism: Malaclemys terrapin pileata
Lineage: Eukaryota; Metazoa; Chordata; Testudines; Emydidae
Gene: RIC8B
Product: RIC8 guanine nucleotide exchange factor B
Exons: 10
Coding region: 92-1702 (536 amino acids)
Biological process (GO): G protein-coupled receptor signaling pathway
Cellular component (GO): plasma membrane; cytoplasm
Molecular function (GO): guanyl-nucleotide exchange factor activity; G-protein alpha-subunit binding
Source: RefSeq, a predicted model, not a curated record